GCGGCCCGAGGGGUGUGUGCGGGGGGCCGAAGGCAGCGGCUGUCACAGUCAGCUCUGCCUGUGCUGGGGGAAAGCGGCCGCCUCCAGCUCCUGGCGCAGCCCGGCCCCGCUCACCCGCCUCAGGGCCCUGGCUCUGGCCAACCCAGGAGAGACGGCUGUGCCUUGAAGCCCCUGCAAGCUCUCCCAGUGGUGGCACCCAGCAGCGAGGGCCCCGCCCCUGUCCUGUGGCCACUGCGUGGACUGCGCCUUGAUACCCGCACUGCAUGCACAGGGCCCAGCCCAAGCCAUAGAGACAGGGGACGAGCAGACACCCGCCUGCCCUGGCAGCCAUGAGGCCCCCGUGGUGUCCCCUGCACAAGCCCUCCCUGGCCUCCCCACUCCUCCUCCUCCUCUCCCUCCUGGGAGCAGGGGUGGGGGCUGAGGGCCGGGAGGAUCCAGAGCUGCUGGUGACGGUUCGAGGGGGCCGGCUUCGGGGCAUUCGCCUAAAGGCCCCCGGGGGCCUUGUCUCUGCUUUUCUGGGCAUCCCCUUUGCAGAGCCACCUGUGGGUCCCCGACGCUUUCUGCCACCAGAGCCCAAGCGGCCCUGGACAGGGGUGCUGGAUGCUACGACCUUCCCUAGUGUCUGCUACCAAUAUGUGGACACCUUGUACCCCGGUUUUGAGGGCACCGAGAUGUGGAACCCAAACCGUGAGCUGAGCGAGGACUGCCUCUACCUCAAUGUGUGGACACCGUACCCCCGGCCUGCAUCCCCCCUCCCUGUCCUCAUCUGGAUCUAUGGGGGAGGCUUCUACAGCGGGGCCUCCUCCCUGGACGUGUAUGAUGGCCGCUUCCUGGCACAGGCAGAGGGGACAGUGCUGGUGUCCAUGAACUACCGGGUGGGAACCUUUGGCUUCUUGGCCCUACCAGGGAGUCGAGAGGCACCCGGCAAUGUAGGUCUGCUGGAUCAGAGGCUGGCACUGCAGUGGGUGCAAGAGAAUGUGGCAGCUUUCGGAGGGGACCCAACAUCAGUGACUCUGUUUGGGGAGAGUGCAGGCGCUGCCUCUGUGGGCAUGCAUGUCCUGUCCCCGCCCAGCCGGAGCCUCUUCCACAGGGUCGUGCUGCAGAGCGGUGCACCCAACGGGCCCUGGGCCACAGUGGGCAUGGGAGAGGCCCGCCGCAGGGCCACACUGCUGGCCCGCCUUGUAGGCUGUCCCCCGGGUGGUGCUGGUGGCAAUGACACAGAACUGGUAGCCUGCCUGCGGACACGGCCAGCUCAGGAUCUGGUGGACCAUGAGUGGCACGUGCUGCCCCAGGAAAGCAUCUUCCGGUUUUCCUUCGUGCCAGUGGUGGACGGAGACUUCCUCAGUGACACGCCUGAGGCCCUCAUCAAUGCUGGAGAUUUCCAUGGCCUGCAGGUGCUGGUGGGUGUGGUGAAGGAUGAGGGGUCCUAUUUUCUGGUUUAUGGGGCCCCAGGCUUCAGCAAAGACAACGAAUCUCUCAUCAGCCGGGCCCAGUUCCUGGCUGGAGUGCGCAUCGGGGUCCCCCAGGUGAGCGACCUGGCAGCCGAGGCUGUGGUCCUGCAUUACACAGACUGGCUGCAUCCUGAGGACCCAGCACGCUUACGGGACGCCAUGAGUGCUGUGGUGGGCGACCACAAUGUCGUGUGCCCUGUGGCCCAGCUGGCUGGGCGACUCGCUGCCCAGGGGGCCCGAGUCUAUGCCUUUGUCUUUGAACACCGUGCCUCCACGCUCACCUGGCCACUUUGGAUGGGGGUGCCCCACGGCUACGAGAUUGAGUUCAUCUUUGGACUACCCCUGGACCCCUCGCUGAACUACACCAAUGAGGAGAAAAUCUUUGCCCAGCGAAUGAUGAGAUACUGGGCCAACUUUGCCCGCACAGGGGACCCCAAUGACCCACGUGACGCCAAAGCCCCUCAGUGGCCCGCAUACACUGCGGGAGCUCAGCAGUACGUGAGCCUCAACCUGCAGUCCCUGGAGGUGCGGAGGGGACUUCGCGCCCAGGCCUGCGCCUUCUGGAACCGCUUCCUGCCCAAACUGCUCAGUGCAACCGCCUCCGAGGCUCCCUGCAUCUGCCCAGGCCCCACCCAUGGGGAGGCUGCCCCGAGGCCCAGGCCUGGCCUACCCCUGACCCUCUUCCUCCUCUUCCUCCUCCUCCUCCUCCUACGGCUGUGACCACGGCCUCUGGCCUCUUAUCCUCCUGCGUCAGGGGCCCCUCCUCUAAAGCAUGGCCACGUGGCCGGACCAAGGGGAAGGGCCCCUCUCAGGGACCCACCACCCCCUCCCUGUUCGCAAACUGGACAGGCCUCAGGGAUCCACUCGCCUUUGUUUAAAUGGAAAUGAAAAGCCAAUUUAUUUAUUUUUUUUCUUUCUUAUAAAAUUAUCCUUUGGAGCUUGAGCCUGAUGUUGGGAGAAGGGGAGGACCUGGGGAUGGAUAGCACCCCCAGGGGGCUACAACAGUCAACCAUUUCUGUCUCUUCUCUUUUUCUCCCCGCCAACCAACCAACCCGUGGAUCUGCCUUUCUGGUCCCAUCCAUCUCCAUCUUCCGGUCACUUCCUCUUCCUGCCUGCUUCCUGCCUGCUUCCUGCCAUUCUUCUCUGGCCCCACCCUUACCUCAUCCUCCCUGUUUGCCGUCUUGCCUACACUCCCGUGGUCCUCCUUCCACCAUCCCACGUGACCUCCUUCACCCGUACGUUGCCCCUGCGCUCACGCCCCUUCUUGUCCUCCGUGCCGUGCCGCCUCCCCCCACCCCGCCGGGCGCCC
This is a messenger RNA of Heterocephalus glaber (naked mole-rat), 2760 nucleotides long. It is a transcript of the gene Ache, whose product is annotated as acetylcholinesterase (Yt blood group). Gene Ontology annotation, cellular component: plasma membrane. Gene Ontology annotation, biological process: choline metabolic process; acetylcholine catabolic process. The record is from RefSeq and is a predicted model, not a curated record. NCBI's taxonomy places the organism in Eukaryota, Metazoa, Chordata, Mammalia, Rodentia, Bathyergidae. Gene Ontology annotation, molecular function: acetylcholinesterase activity.